Saccostrea echinata is the source of this 1813-nucleotide messenger RNA. RefSeq names its product monocarboxylate transporter 5-like. The record is from RefSeq and is a predicted model, not a curated record. Gene Ontology annotation, molecular function: monocarboxylic acid transmembrane transporter activity. Gene Ontology annotation, biological process: monocarboxylic acid transport; transmembrane transport. The transcript is spliced from 5 exons. Bases 1 to 1548 code for a protein of 515 amino acids. Lineage: Eukaryota; Metazoa; Mollusca; Bivalvia; Ostreida; Ostreidae.
AUGAAAAAUGACUCGGAUCUCGUCAGCCAUCCCGUAGACAGGGGGUGGGCGUGGGUCAUACUAGCAGCCUCCAGUCUCAUCUUUAUGAUAUACGUUGGUACUAUCAAAACUUCAGGAUUAUUCUUUGUGGCUUUUCAAGAAUUCUUCCAUGCCGAGGCUUCCACGACAUCACUCAUUCCUGGAAUUCUUCAAAUCAUCUAUAGUUCUGCUUCACUCCCUAUACUAACUUUUGGACUUCACCAUUUCUCAGUUCGUCAGAUGAUAAUUGUUGGGGGAUUUCUUGGGUCCACGGCGUACUUCAUUGGAUUCUUUGCAGACCGUAUCGAGAUAAUUGUUAUAACUCAUGGAGUCAUCUACGGUAUGGGGUUUGCUACACUCCACGGGCCGGCGGCCUACCUGAUUGGCACGUACUUUGAUAAACGUCGGGCACUAGCUAAUUCCAUCCUAGUGGCGGCCUCUGGUUUUGGCGGCCUCGUCCUUCCGCCCCUCUAUCGAUACCUGAUGGAUGUGUACGGUCUACAGGGAACCAUGCUUAUCUUGUCAGGGAUUUUACUUAAUGUUGUGGCUCUAGCGGGAUUGCUUAAACCACCCUCUUUAUUUGCACCGAAAGAAAAAGUCACCAUUGAACCUCGUUAUAAAAUUGUGCGUAUUCGUGAAAUAAACAGAGGUAGGAGGUACUCUCCAAUAAUGACAGGAAAGAAACGUUCAAUUUCUCUUUGUGAGAAGGCACCGUCUUCUAAGGUGGAACACAGUGAAGGAUGGGGAAGCUUACCCCACAAUCUGAAUUCUAGAGCACACCACAGUUCUACUCUUUCACAAAGCUUGCAGAGUUUAGGAAGCAGUGAUGCCAUAUAUAGCCUUUCUCAAACCGAGUUAGAGGCGCCUUCCACAAAUAGAGAGAAGAAACAAAAAAUCCUUGAUAUCACGCUGUUAAAGAAGCCUUUACUGCAGCUAUUUUUGUUUGUUUAUUGUUUUGGAAGCAUUGGCUCGGCCUAUGGUCAUAUUUUUAUUUCUCCAUUUGCACGUGACCAAGGAUUUACUACAAAUGAUAUUUCAUUGCUGAUCUCUAUAACAAAUAUGUGUGAUUUCCUUGGCCGGUUGAUGUGCGGGGUGAUAGCCAAUCAACGACUAAUGAAGAACUCUUCUCUUGUGGCCAUCAGUCAGCUCGUCACUGGAGCAACCUUGGCUCUCUGCUCAGUUUAUAGACCGUUCUGGAGCUUUUGUGUCCUUGCUGUCAUGUAUGGUCUGUUUUCAGGUGCCAUUUUCUCUAUGACGCCCGCUAUCAUUGCAGACUUUGUUGGCAUGGAAAAUUUCAGAACCUCCUUCGGUAUUCUAAUUCUAGGCCAAGGAUUUACUCUUGGUGGAGGUGCUCCUUUAUUAGGCUAUCUCCGCGACCUAUCACAGAGCUAUACAACCUCUUUCUACUUUAUGGGUUCUCUGCUGUUAGUGUCUGGUGUCUCUUUGUUAUUAGAACCGUGCGUUCGAUCUCGGCAGGAGAGGAUGGAGUCCAGAGAAGAAAAGUCAGAGGAAGUGACAUUGUCUGUAUGAUACCCAGCCUAUACUGACGUCUAAACUAUGUGUGAUCGCUAAGUCGUAUUUAUUUUUAAUCAUGUCGGCUAUAUCUCAAAUACAAAGCUGUGCGAAUUAAGGAGAUGCCUAUAUCAUUUUAUAUGCUUCUCAUAAAGUAAUACAAAAUUUCAUAGACUUUCUAGAAUGGAGGGAACAAAGGUUCGAUGUGUAUAUUAUUACACUAAAAUGCGAUGUUUUAACAUUAUCUUAUGUUAUAAAAUAAAGUUAACCUUAUCAGUUUGAA